GCCAGGCUCCUGAGCCUCGCCUCCCCUUCUCAGUUCAAAAUGGCGGCGGCUGUGGAAGACACGGGGUCUGACUGGCUGGGGUUCCCCCUGUGCUGUCCCCACUGAGUUUAGGGGGCUGAGGGCAGCGGCGUGGGGCUGGUGGUGAGAUUAAGCCCUUUACUUCUAGUCCUGCUUUAAGUGGACAUGGAGACCAGUUGAGCAUAAUCCUCUUAGUAACAGCACUUGAAGACAUAAUUGAAGACUAUUUUCAGUUGUUUUGGUAAGCAGACAUUUGGACAGAAAAAUGACCUCCAUUAUCAAGUUGACUACGCUCUCAGGGGUGCAGGAGGAAUCUGCUCUCUGCUACCUGCUGCAGGUAGACGAGUUUCGUUUUUUAUUGGACUGUGGCUGGGAUGAGAAUUUUUCAAUGGAUAUCAUUGAUUCUCUAAGGAAAUAUGUACACCAAGUUGAUGCAGUGCUUCUUUCUCACCCUGAUCCUCUACAUCUCGGUGCUCUCCCGUAUGCAGUUGGAAAAAUGGGUUUAAAUUGUGCUAUUUAUGCAACCAUUCCUGUAUAUAAAAUGGGACAAAUGUUUAUGUAUGAUCUCUAUCAGUCUCGCCACAAUACAGAAGAUUUCACGCUCUUUACAUUGGAUGAUGUAGAUGCAGCUUUUGAUAAAAUACAGCAGCUCAAGUUCUCGCAGAUUGUGAACUUGAAAGGGAAAGGGCAUGGUCUUUCUAUUACACCACUGCCGGCUGGUCAUAUGAUAGGAGGCACAAUUUGGAAGAUUGUCAAAGAUGGAGAAGAAGAAAUUGUUUAUGCUGUUGACUUCAACCACAAGAGGGAGAUCCAUUUAAAUGGAUGUUCUCUGGAAAUGUUGAGCAGGCCUUCGCUGCUUAUCACAGAUUCCUUUAAUGCUACUUACGUACAACCCAGACGGAAGCAAAGAGAUGAACAACUGUUAACCAAUGUCUUGGAGACGUUGCGAGGUGAUGGAAAUGUGUUAAUAGCCGUGGAUACAGCAGGCAGAGUUCUGGAACUUGCCCAACUUCUUGAUCAGAUUUGGAGAACAAAAGAUGCAGGAUUAGGAGUCUACUCUUUAGCACUUUUAAAUAAUGUCAGCUACAAUGUAGUGGAGUUUUCUAAAUCACAGGUUGAGUGGAUGAGUGACAAACUGAUGAGGUGUUUUGAAGACAAGAGGAACAAUCCAUUUCAAUUCCGCCAUCUCUCAUUGUGUCAUGGUCUUUCUGACCUGGCUCGAGUGCCUAGCCCAAAAGUCGUGCUUGCCAGCCAGCCUGAUUUGGAAUGUGGGUUUUCAAGAGAUCUCUUUAUACAAUGGUGUCAGGAUUCCAAAAACUCUGUAAUUUUAACUUACAGGACCACACCUGGGACGCUAGCAAGAUUUCUUAUAGAUAACCCUUCUGAAAAAGUUAUAGAUAUAGAGUUGAGGAAACGUGUAAAACUUGAAGGAAAGGAACUUGAGGAGUACCUAGAAAAGGAGAAACUAAAGAAAGAAGCAGCGAAAAAGUUAGAACAGUCCAAAGAGGCAGAUAUUGAUUCCAGUGAUGAGAGUGAUGUUGAAGAGGAUAUUGAUCAGCCAUCAGUGCAUAAAACUAAGCAUGACUUGAUGAUGAAAGGUGAAGGUAGCCGAAAAGGAAGCUUCUUCAAACAGGCCAAGAAGUCUUAUCCAAUGUUUCCAGCCCCAGAAGAAAGAAUUAAAUGGGAUGAAUAUGGGGAGAUUAUCAAGCCUGAGGAUUUCCUAGUUCCAGAGCUUCAAGCAACCGAAGAAGAAAAGAGUAAAUUAGAAUCUGGUCUGACAAAUGGAGAUGAGCCUAUGGACCAAGAUUUAUCAGAUGUUCCUACCAAAUGUAUUUCCGCAACGGAAUCAAUGGAAAUAAAAGCCAGAGUUACAUACAUAGACUAUGAAGGACGCUCAGAUGGUGACUCCAUUAAAAAAAUCAUUAACCAGAUGAAGCCACGACAGUUGAUCAUUGUCCAUGGUCCACCUGAGGCCAGCCAGGACCUUUCAGAGUCUUGCAGAGCUUUUGGUGGGAAAGAUAUUAAAGUUUAUAUGCCUAAACUGCAUGAAACUGUAGAUGCAACCAGUGAGACUCACAUCUAUCAGGUCAGGUUAAAAGAUUCUCUGGUCAGCUCCCUUCAGUUCUGUAAAGCGAAAGAUGCAGAACUGGCUUGGAUAGAUGGCGUCCUGGACAUGCGGGUUUCAAAAGUGGACACAGGAGUCAUUCUGGAAGAAGGAGAGCUGAGGGAAGAUGGAGAAGACUUGGAAAUGCAAGUGGAUAUGCCUUCUUCUGAGUCCAGUGUUAUUGCACAGCAAAAGGCCAUGAAGAGUUUGUUUGAUGAUGAUGAUAAGGAAGUAUGUGAGGAGAGCGAGAUCAUCCCUACUCUAGAACCACUGCCACCACAUGAGGUUAUUGGACAUCAGUCUGUUUUCAUGAAUGAGCCAAGACUGUCUGAUUUUAAACAAGUUCUUCUGCGAGAAGGAAUUCAAGCUGAAUUUGUAGGAGGGGUGCUUGUGUGCAACAACCUAGUGGCUGUUCGUAGGACUGAAACAGGGCGCAUUGGAUUGGAAGGCUGUCUUUGCCAGGACUUCUAUAGAAUAAGAGAUCUUUUAUAUGAGCAGUAUGCCAUUGUCUAAUGGAGAUGCUGUGAAGAUGAUGUCUUUACUUGAACUUUAAAAGACAGUGGAGAUUUCUACCUUUUUAUUUUUGUGGGUAUCUUUUUGUAGUUUUCUAAUUUCUACAGAGAAUACUGAUUGUUCAGAAAAGUUAGACAUCAAAGUCCAGUAAACUAACCUAAACAAGUAAAUAAUUGCUACCACAGUUCUAUAUAAGACAUCCCUUGGGACAUUCCACAUUGCUGGCUUUCAAGCUGUUAAAGAAUAUUGUUGCAAAUACAAUUGGUAUGCUAUAAUUGAGAUUGACAGUUUCCUUUACGAACUUUCUUCCGAGAAGGAUUUUACUGGUCAUAAACAUGCUCUUUGACGUGACAUGGCAUACCAAGUCUCUGCCUAAGAAUGCAAAUAUAUAAAAAGAAUCUGUUUUCCUAUUUUAAAAAUAUCAGAAAAGGUUGUCUUUGGUUUUUGUGGGGAGGUUCUUCUACUGAACAGUAGAAGCUUCAGCAAAAAAAUUUCUAGGCCACUGAAAAUUGGCCAAGUUCUUAAUAGUGACUUUCCUGCAGUGGUUAAUAUGCACCCUUGUGAAUACUGUAACUGCUUCAUGCUACCGAUUGAUACAGUACAUCAUAAGAUAUUCCGAAAUAAAAUCUCAAUUUCCUGGGUCAAAAAGCCAGUCCUAAAAUGUUAUAAGGUUAAAUACAUUUUUAGAAUGUAACGCAUUCUAAAAUACAGAAUGAGUGGAAAAACAAAGGUUGUCUGGCAUAUCUGCUAACCACAUGUUUUUGCAUUUUCUCGCUACUGUAUAUGUAUAUAUGCAUAACUUCUAGUUGUUACAAUCUGUUACGCCAGUUAUACCUAUCUUUUGUGAAUUUUGAUUUUAAUACUUUCAAGAAAAAAAACAAAACACCUGCAUUCUGUUACUUAUAAUAAGUAGUGCACAGUGAGGUGAGUUCAGGAAGGUAUUCUGUCCUUACAUCUGAAUUCUUGACUAUGUGAAUUUAUCUGCUUGGUACCAGGUUUCAUAGUACUUGGUUUUUCCUAUUGCUGGCAGUGGGAUUACAGCCACUGGUACUAAAAUUUGUUAGAUUUUUAGUUGAAUAUGAACAGUCUUGGGUCACUUAACUUCUUACAUUUCUGAACAGAAAACAGUGAUGGAACACAUGCAGAGCACUGGUCUAUUAAUCAGAAAUUACUUUUUUAUUCUCAACCUUUGGUUUUAAUCAGUGUUUGAAAUUAUUCUUCAUUUAUUACAACAACGGUGGCUUAAACUUGAGUUCUGCUUUCAUUUGUUUAUUUUAAAAAAAAGCAAACAAAACUUUUAAUGAAAUAUGGGCAAAAACCAACUCUGUGGGCUGCUGCUGAAGCACAGAUUAGUUUGCUGUUCAUUCUUGACUAUUAGGCAUUGUAUAGCUAUUCUUUUCAUUCUUGACUAUUAGGCAUUGUAUAGCUAUUCUUCAUGUUGCCUAUUUAUACUGUUUAAAAGUUGGAAUAGGAACUUAAAAGAAAACUGGGAUAAGCAUUCAAAAACUUCUGAUACUAGAUGUAAAAAUGUAAUGCAUUCUAAAAUAUGAUUGAGAGGAAAUAUAUGUAUUUUGAUACACA
This is a messenger RNA of Caretta caretta (loggerhead turtle), 4216 nucleotides long. RefSeq names its product cleavage and polyadenylation specific factor 2 (gene CPSF2). NCBI's taxonomy places the organism in Eukaryota, Metazoa, Chordata, Testudines, Cheloniidae. Gene Ontology annotation, cellular component: mRNA cleavage and polyadenylation specificity factor complex. Gene Ontology annotation, biological process: mRNA 3'-end processing by stem-loop binding and cleavage. The record is from RefSeq and is a predicted model, not a curated record. Gene Ontology annotation, molecular function: RNA binding.